Menidia menidia (Atlantic silverside) is the source of this 2904-nucleotide messenger RNA. NCBI's taxonomy places the organism in Eukaryota, Metazoa, Chordata, Actinopteri, Atheriniformes, Atherinopsidae. The record is from the annotation of a GenBank genome assembly.
CGUGGCGAGCUUGAAAGGCUUCUGUUUAAGCUGAGCUGGCUGUUGUGCUGUUUUGAGUUUGCAGACAGUUGCUAUCGACGCCUGUCUCUUCGCGGUAGGACCUGUCGAUAUUUUCGGAGACAUUGACACUAAGUGGCAAACUUUGUGCCGGGUGCCUAGCACGCGUUUCUCCCAAGUUGAAUUCGACUUUUUUUGAUAAAGGAGUCCCUGUCCUGUCAAAUUGAAGCCAUGGACCCUGCCAGUCAAGACAUCAACCUGAACUCUCCCAACAAAGGCCUGGGCGUGGAGGGCUCGGGCAGCCUGUCCGACGUGCCGGUGGAGGGGUCGAUGGUCAGCCCGGGGAACCCUCUGCCGCCCGGCCUGAGCGAGGAGGAGGCCGAGGAGCUCCGCACCGAGUUAACCAAGGUGGAGGAGGAGAUCAGCACCCUCCGCCAGGUCCUGUCAGCCAAAGAGAGGCACGCCGCCGAGCUGAAGAGGAAGCUGGGCCUCAACCCGCUCAACGAGCUCAAGCAGAACCUCACCAAGAGCUGGCAGGACGUCCAGACCUCCAACGCAUAUCUGUCUGCCUCUGCCACUUUGGAUGACAUUACCCAUUCUGAAGCGUACAAAAAGACCCAGGAGACCCUCUCCCAGGCCGGCCAGAAGACCAGCGCCGCCCUCAGCACAGUGGGCACGGCCAUCAGCAGAAGACUGGGCGACAUGAGAAACUCGGCGACCUUCAAGUCAUUCGAGGAUAAAGUGGGGAACCUGAAGCAAAAGGUGGUCAGCCCCAGAGGAAACGGAGAGGCCGGCUCCCCGACCAACGGCACCCCCACCCAGGAGAACCCGCCUUUCUGAGAGCCCCCCCCACCCACACCCCCCCGCCGCCUGCAGCCUCCUCCUCCCGACCACAGACUGUACCCACGCCGCCCGCCAGUCGGACCCGUGACGUCCACUCUCCUGCCCGGCCGCUGUUCUUUGGUGGUUCGGCUCAUGGCCUCCUGCCGCUCCCUGAUUGGACGAAACUCGGUCCUGAUAUAAAAAAAAAAAAACGACUUCCUUUCAAACAGGUUGUCGCUCAUCCAGGAGUUCACUUAAAGGAAGAAAAAAACUAAAAAGGGGCAUUAAAAGCUGUCCGAUUGGGAGGAAAAAUUAAAUUCUCUUGAUAAUUGAUGUUCUUGUGCAGGGGAUAUGUUUUUUUUUUUUUUGUUUGUUUUUUUCUUCUUCCAGGCUAAAGCUCAUUAAUGACACUUUCUGGGGAUGGUGGAGGGUUUCCCCUCUCGUUUCUGAUCACCUCCAGCUCCAUCAGCGACGCACGCACACUCAGCAAACUCUCCCACAAGCCGGGGUUCCACCUCUGAAGCCGCUCCGCUGGUUCCAUCGUGGGGUGACUUUCUCUUUUCGUCUGGGCUGUAACAUACCAACCCUCCGAUCGAUCUUGUAAAUCUUUGUGCAGCACCCCUCAAAACACCCGCAACAUGUAAAAACAGGACAAAAAAAAAAAAAAUCUUUAAAGCAUUUUUGUAUUAUAAACUAUUUUACAGUGCAUUGAAUAAUGUUUUUACAUAAUUUUUAUCAAUAUGUACAAUUAAAUAGACACAUCAAAUAGAUAUAUAUGUGUAUAUAUAUAUAUAUAUAUACACACACACAUAUAUAUAGUCAGUCAGGAGGGAUCGCUUCGGUUUAAAAACCAGAACCUGAAUUAAACCAGGAUAACAACAAUCUGGUUUUAAACCGGUCUAAUUUGCAUUUGAGUCAAACUCCAAAGUGCUUUUCGAGAGGCCCAAAAAGCUUUGAAAGCACUUUUUACUGUGAUGAUUUCCUGUCCCUAUCCUUUCCUCCUGUUUGUUUUCUGUUAAAGUAGAUCUGUGAGUCGGUGCUUCUCUAUAAGCACUGCUCACUUAGAUAGCUCAUUCUUUAGCCGGUAGGAAGCCGUUGUAUUCUUUUUCUUUUGCUCCCCUUUCAUUUCCAGGUGGGACGUUAUGGUUGGAUUGAAGUUGCCAGAAAUCUCCCGCUGCCAUAGCAACCCCUGGUGUACAUAGACGCUGUGCUCUUCACACACAUUAAGCGCAACUAGACGGCCUCGUCCUGCCUAUUCUGAGGUCAAAUGAACAUAAAAAGUCACUAAUGUGUCCACUGAGCCUUCUUUAACCACCCGGUCACUCUUACAAACCACACGGCCUCCGAAACGGGGACUUUGUCCAGAGCAAGAGAAAGAAAUUGAACCAUUUGUGUUUGUUUUUUUAGGGUUUUCGUUUAAGUUGCCAUCACAUAUCGCCAAAUAUUCUCUCGCCACUGCUCUGGUGAAUUCCCUUUGGCCUUCCUCUGCUGCCAAAAUAUUGGAACAUACCGGAAAAAAACCCAAAAGCUUCAUAAAAUGCUGAAAACAUAGCUGAUUUAAAAAAAAAAACAUCCUUAAACCCGCUCCAGUGUGUGAUAACUCGCAUGUAUUUUCCUUGUUUUCUAUGUUGUUUUUUGUUUUGUUUAGUUUAGUUUUUUUUUGGUCAUGGCCUUUUUCUAUGGGUGUCACUGGCUCUCUUAAAUCCUGUUACAGAUUCUCUUUCUGGCUCCGGACCUCGUCCAGGUUCAUCGUCGCGGCCAAAAAAAAACCCGUCACGCACACUUAACGAGAACUCUGCAUUUUUGUGUAACUUAUUUUGGAAUCCUGACAUAGUCGUGCAGAGAAACCAAUGGGUGGACGUCGGUGUGGGAUGAUUUAUUUUUGUUUUAGGUGCCAAGAGGAAGUGCAGCUCAGUGGAGUCAGAGUUGUGCACACUCAGCUUUAUUUAGGUUUGGGGUUUAUUUUGUGUAGCUUAUUAAGGGACUGGAAUUUGGAUGUUAUGGUCAAAUGAUUAAAUGCUUUUUUUUUUUUUUUUGGUUCUGUUGUGUUUGUUUGGAUAUCAAUAAAGCAUUCCUUAAAAUACA